CCCGACGCCAGCACGACCGCGCCGCCCCGCCGCCCCGCCGCCACGCCGUGCCGCCGCCCCGCGCGCGAGUCUGCCGACGCAACGCGAGGCCCUCCGCGACCAGCGCCAGCGCGCCCUGGAUACUGUGGAGCCGGCGAGGAUUACCGAAGUGUGUUGUGAAGUGCUAGCAGUGUGUGUGCGAACCCUCAAGUGGUUGCGAAGUGAUUGCCGCCCGUCGGUCAAGUCUGUCGCUGUCUGAUCCGUGUGGAUUGCCAUCGGCUCGUUUGAAAGGUGCGCGCCCGGCAGGAAUGGCGACUACCCGUGUUCGCGCUGCUGGCCGCGCCGCUGCCGCCUGACUGGCCGCGGUCGCGGUGGACAGGACCUCUCCCCAGGCGGUGCCAGGGCCGGCGGCAAGCUCGCCAACGAGCCCCGCGAUGCCGUGGAGCAGCCCGGCCGGCUUGUAGAGGCCGCCACGCCCGCGCUCGCGAGCUGCCGCUCUCCGCCGGCAUGGCCCCGCGCGAGGCCGAGGGGCCGGCCGCGGGCCUCGACGGCGCCGGCACCACCUGCCCGACGACGUGGUCGUGGCGGCAGAGGCUGCGGCCGCCGCCCGGGACGCGGUGGCGGCUGCCGCUGUUGCUGGCGCUGGCGCUGGCCGUGGCGCCGGCCGCCGCCUUCUGCCCCGCCGGCUGCGUCUGCAACACGCUGCGCAUCUCGUGCGAGGACGCCGGGCUGGACGUGGUGCCGUUCCAGCUCAACCCCGAGGCCAGCACCAUCACGCUCCGGGGCAACAACAUUCUGUCGGUCGAGUACACCGUCAACUUCUACCAGCACCUGCAGCAGCUGGACGUGUCCCAGAACCGGCUGCAGUCGCUCGGCAGCAAGAACUUUGACGCGCUGGAGCGGCUCGUGAGCCUCAACGUGAGCGGCAACGAACUGGGCGCGCUGGGCAAGGACGCGUUCCGGGGGCUGCGCGCGCUGCGGGUGCUGGACCUCAGCGACAACCUGCUGGAGCAGCUGGACCGCCACGCCUUCGCCGAGAUGCACGACUUGUGGGAGCUGCACCUGCGCCGCAACCGGCUGGCCGCCGUGGCGGACGGCGUGUUCGACGCGCUCGUCAACCUGCGCGUGCUGCAGCUGGCCGACAACCAGCUGCUGGCGGUGCCGUCGGGCGCGCUGGGCCGCCUCACCUCGCUGCGCGCGCUGCACCUCAGCGGCAACCUGCUCGAGGACCUGGGCGCGCAGGCCUUCGCGCCGCUCCGCGAGCUGGCCGCCCUCGCGCUCGCCAACAACGUGAUCGCCGAGGUGCACCCCGCGGCCCUGGAGGGGCUGGUCGCCCUGGAGCGCCUGGACCUCGCAGACAACAACGUGACGGCCGUGCCCACCGUGCCGCUCGCCAGCCUGCGCCGCCUCAGCUACCUCGACCUCAGCGGCAACAUGUUCGCGGCCGUGGGGCCUGGCGCCUUCCACGGACUGGCCGAGCUGCGGGUUCUCCGCCUCAAUAGGCUCGUCAGGCUGACGCGGGUGGACGGGCGCGCCUUCCAGGACAACAAGCGGCUGGAGGCCGUGUGGCUGGAGGGCAACGUGCGGCUGCAGGCGCUGCCCGCGCGGCUGCUGCACGGCAGCCCGCUGCUGGCGCGGGUCUCGGUGCGCGGCUCGGCGCUGCAGUCGCUGGACGCGGCGCACUUCCCGCUGGACCGGCUGCAGCUGCUGGACGUGGCCGACGUGCCGCUCACGUGCAACUGCUCGCUGCUGUGGCUGUGGCUGCUGUGCCGCGAGCAGCGCCAGCACGCCCUCGCCGCCAACGACUCCACCACCACGGAGUCCCCGGCGCCCGCCUCCCCGCUGCCCUUCCUGGCCGAGUCGCCGGUGCAGGUGCUGCACCCCGUGAUCGUGGACGUGGACCGGAUCCGCUGUGCGGGCCCGGCCGACCUGCGCGGCUUCGCCGUCCUGGACGUGCCCGAGGCGGACGUGCGCUGCGAGGCCUCGUGGAUGGCGGUGGUCAUGGUGACGGUGGUGGUGCUGGCGCUGUUCGCCGCCACGUGCGCCGUGCUCUUCUUCCUCAGCUCGGGCCGCAUGUGCGGCGGCGAGAAGGACGCGUCGGACGUGAGCACGGACUCGUUCGCCACGCAGCACUCGACGCUGCACCACAAGCACGGGCUGGCGGGGCUGGGCACGCUGCCGCGCGCGCCCCCCGUCAUGGUGCUGCCCGCCGACACCAAGCUGCUCGAGCCCACCUACGCCACCAUCGGGCUGCCGGGGCUGCCGCCGCCGCUGCCGCCCGCCGCCUACGACACGUACGGCAAGAAGCAGGACGUCGCCGUGAACGGCGCGAACGCGUACCAGCGCGCGCUCAACAACUGGGACUCGAGCUUCAACGGCAACGGCACGCACCACGCGCACCACACGCUGGGCCGGCACGACCAGCAGCGGCACAAGGCCCCCAAGGGCGCCGCGGGGCUGCCGGCUGGCGGCCAGUACGGCACGUACCACAACCACAACCACUACUCCAUGGCCAUCGACAUGACCAAGAAGCCGCCGCACAUCGUGUACGUGUAGCAGUGAGUGGGGCGGGGGGUGGCCGCGGGCGCAGCCGGCCGCGCUGCGGGCGGGGCCCCUUCCGCGACCUCCACGCCCACCGCGAGCCCCGCCUCCACGCCGGCCUCCACGCCGGCCACCACGCCGGCCUCCACGGCCACGUCCCCCACCCUGACCCCGAGCUCCCCGCUAUGCCCCUCGACCCCCUCGGGCAGCCUCGUGCUCGUGGCAUGAGACGAGCCAACAAAGCUAAUAAAGACUGUCUCCGUGGCUGGCCCGGGGCCCGGGCCCGGGUGGGGUCGGACUGGGGUGCGCUGGCCGUUGCCUCGCUCGCCUUGUCCGACCCCGUCGCCAGUCAGCACGAGCUCUCGUGUCGGUUCAGGGGAGUGUGCGUCGGGAAACGGAAAAGUGAAAUGCGGCGCAACACACAGAUAAAAUAUAUUUCUGUACGAUAGUUAAAAUGUUUACUAAAAACGUUUGUUACGGUGGCACAGAAAAUUUAGGACUUUGUGCGGACUUUUGAGAGUGACUUAAAUUUUCUUCCUUUACAUCUUUCCAGCGGACAUAUUUUUGUACACUUUAUGCCAACAGUAAGUAAGUGGUUAAAACCUUAUUAAUGUUAUAUUUCUAUUUUAUUCGGAAUGUAAUUCUAUUCAUUCAUUUAACUUGUCCUGUCCUAAGUCAUAAAGUGACCAGUCUCCCUGUCGUGUUUGCAAGUUCAGUAUUCCUUCCUUUAAAUGUUUCUUCUGGAAUUCUGACUGUUUUGGAACUUCCAUUACAUUUUUACGAAAACUUUAAGAUUAAUCCGAGAUUGAUCCAAUACAAAACCCAUUUUCAAUUCGGUCAUCGCCUGCUCCAUAAAUCAUGUACAGAGGUUGAAGUUUUAUAUGUAUGCUGUAAAUAAGAAAACCUCCAAGAUUGAGUUUUACACGGCCUCUUGUAAAACACUAACAUUCUGAUGUCAAAUGUAUUUGAAAUUUUUAUAUUUAUGCAAGGGUAAAAGACUGACAAGUUUUCGUACGCCCAUUUUUGUUAGUAGUAUUUUAACUCAAAAGUAAAUUAUAUGAUGUUGUGUAAAGUUUAAGGAUGUACUAAUAAUUAUUGUAAAUAUUUUAUGCUCACAUGAGCUGUCAGUGAGACCAGUACAGUAAUCUGCUAGUCAUGUUUGAGAAAGUUAUUGUCUAACUUAUUGAUGAAUGGUUUGUUGAUAAGUCAGUUACCUUUUUGGGCAUUUUUCUUUGAAAAUUGAACGCGAUAAUUGUGUUUUUCACUUUUGUCAGCUAGUAUUCCCUAGUUUCCUGAAUGACGUGGAAAGGAACCCAGGUUACAUUGAUCAAAAAUAUAGUGCUUUCCAUUUAUUGUUUGAAGAUACCUUCCUUUAGUAGAUCGCAUGACUGUUCAAGUUUUACCUGGGGAAAAACUUUCAUUAAAUUCGACUAAAAUAUCAAUUUUAAAAAAUUCCCCGUUUCUCCUUUUGGGUCGUCAGUGUUGUUUUGUGAAGGACGCCAAAGGUCUCCCCGCACUGUAACUCCUUUCGCUUAGUUACUCAAUCCAGGAACCAUCUAAGCUAAGCGUGCAGUGUGUGGUGGAAUACUAGUGCUGGCAGAUUUAGAAACCGUUCGUACAUAAAGUUCUUCCACGGACAGUAAUAGUCAAAAUCAUUUGUCUUCUUGUACAAACAUAUAGGCAUACAUCUAGAUCCCGUGCUUGCGAGAAAACAAAAUUAUUGUUAAGUCCAUCAUGUUAAUAAAAAAAUAUUUCUCUCGACAA
Frankliniella occidentalis (western flower thrips) is the source of this 4284-nucleotide messenger RNA. RefSeq names its product insulin-like growth factor-binding protein complex acid labile subunit. Bases 487 to 2535 code for a protein of 682 amino acids. Lineage: Eukaryota; Metazoa; Arthropoda; Insecta; Thysanoptera; Thripidae. Gene Ontology annotation, molecular function: protein binding. The record is from RefSeq and is a predicted model, not a curated record. The transcript has 7 exons.